AUGUCGAGUAAAAAUGCUGCGUCCACAAAUAAAAGUGAUGAAAAAUCAGUUCCACCGAUGAAAUAUGUUCAAAUGAAACAAGUCAUACCGAGUGAGAUGGAAAAAUUGAAAGAUUUGUCGAAAUGGCCAAUUGUUCUGGAUGUUGUUGGUAAUUUGAAAACAUUUUAUCGUAUUAAUGAACUUUGCAUUGACUUUCAAACUCCACUCACAGCCCAACGUGUUCAAUGUGCUUUACAAAGAGCUUUUUUUGGUCUCUCAUUUCAUUCUGAUGGUUCGAUCGAUGACCAUCGCCAGUUCACGAUCCCGCCAAAUGUUAAUCGAUUAAUUGCUUUGGUUAUGGUUGAUAAAGAUAUUGGAGAAUGUGUCGAAGAACUACGCAAGGCUUGUGCACAAAUCCACCCCGAUUUAUUUGAUGCAGUUUUCAGUAAGGCCGAUGUGAGUGAAUCAGGACGGGAUGAUUUAGAUCGUCUUUUUCUUCUAACUCAAACACCUGAUAAACUAUCUCAAACUGAUUAUUAUCAAUUUCAAGCAAAAACGCGAAGUGAAGUACCGCUGAUGUGCGUCUGGAUCAGUGAUCUGAUUGAAAUACCGGAGAAAUAUGAGAAUUUCUUUGGGCCACGAUUCAAAUUAACUUAA
Molecule: messenger RNA, 636 nt
Organism: Adineta ricciae
Lineage: Eukaryota; Metazoa; Rotifera; Eurotatoria; Adinetida; Adinetidae
Source: the annotation of a GenBank genome assembly